Camelina sativa (false flax) is the source of this 3469-nucleotide messenger RNA. RefSeq lists its product as uncharacterized. NCBI's taxonomy places the organism in Eukaryota, Viridiplantae, Streptophyta, Magnoliopsida, Brassicales, Brassicaceae. The record is from RefSeq and is a predicted model, not a curated record.
UACUACUUAAAGAAGAAGAAACAAGCUGAUGACGUGGAACAGAGCAAAGAGUGAAGGAAAGACUCAGAAAGAAAGAGAGGCUUUGCCGUUGCAGAAUGAGUUUAAAAGAGCCUUGGAAGCUCAUCUUCUGGAAUAUGCUGAAUAUUGUGAAUGAUCAGGCGAUGAGCUUGUAGAGAGAUCAAUGUUGAUCUCUGUAAUCGUUGCUUAGGUCUAUGUUGAUCUGAGUCUAUCGGUUCUUACCUUCUCUUCGUAAGUGUUAGCGUGUGUAAUCAAGCUAUAGAUAUCUCAAUACUUAACAUUGGUGCGGUGAAACUGAGAUCGGAGCUUCAACGAGAUGAUGGACUCUGUGAUCUCUGAAGAUGAUGGUUGUAAGGAUGUACCUAUGUUCACCGGAACAGGUCUGUCGGUGUGGAUUCCAAAAGUGGAGAGGCUUUUCAGUCGUGGCCGUUACUCAGAUGAUGCGAAGCUUGAUCUUGUCUUUUUGUAUUUAGACGGAGUUGCAUUGACAUGGUUUAUGCGAGAGAUGAGUAAAGAGAAAAUCAUGGAUUGGAAUGUCUUUAAGCAGAGGUUGUUGGCACAAUUUGAUCCGGUGAAGAAUUGUUCUUCACAGGUGCCUUCGGCAACUGAUUUGAUUUCAAAUUGUGAAUCAGAAGUGGAAUCAACCUGUCCAGUUAAGAUUUGUUCUUCAUCAGAGGCAAUUCUGGCUACAAAAGCGUUGGGUGGAGGUGAAUAUUUUGUCACCGAUUCAUCGAUUGUGGAGAUUCACUCAAGUUCACAGAAGGAAUCUGAUCAUGUCUCACCUCCUAUUGAAGAUAUUCAGGUCUCUAUUUCUAACUUGGAACCUAGCCUUAGUUUGUGUAGUGAACCGUUGAAUGUUUUUGAGGCAUGGCCAUUUGAUACUGUGUGGAGAAAUCGGGAACAUCCACAACCUGGUUUUGAAUGUGUCAAGAACAAGAAAAAUGCACAUAAGGUGUUUGAUGGAUUGUUCCCUAUUAGCCACAGACUUCAGCAAAAGAAGAAGCUGAGUUUAUCCCCUAAGUCAUGGAAAUUUAAGUUUAAAAACAUGACUAUGCUGAGAACUAGAUCACAAAGGGAUCAUAACAUUGAUUUGGUGAAGAAGAAGAGAACAUUUCGGAACCUGCGACUGAAUAAGCAAGCUCACAUGUCAAGGGUGACGUCUAGAAUGAGGAUGAUGCAUGAUCCAGGAGGCGUGAAACAGCUUUUGCAUGGUGAUACAGAGCUCAUUUUUUUUCCUGACAAGGAAUCAAGGGGAAAUUAUCGAGAUAUUGCUGUUAAACCCAGACUACAAGUUAGUCUUGAUGAUAUAGAGCUGCAGCAACUCGAAGACGUCAACAUUGCACUCAUCAGUCACAUGUCCCAGUUACAUUGUUCGUUGGGUUUUACUUUGGAGAAGAAGUUUGUGACUUGGUUUCAUGUUGUGUGUGUGUUGAGCAAUAUCAGAUUUAUGCUUGUGAGGCUGCAGGAAAAGAGUUCUAACGCUUGGAAAUUUCCAUCCAACUAUGGGUCAGAGGGACUACAAUAACAUCACAAUCAGUCUGGACCUAGAGCGCUGGAUGAUGAUACACUUUAUAUUGCUGAGGAAUCAAGUGAAGUCUUUAUCAUGGUCUUGCACAAAUAUAAGAAACAGAAGUUUCUUAAAACCUGAAAAUUCAAGUACAAGGAUAAGGUCGCAUCAAGAGAUUUCAAAUUUGGUUUUGAAGUCACAGGGAAGCUAACUGAUUUAAGAAGAAUACAUCAGUUUAGGUGUGGUGCUGUGAUGUUAAACUUGGAGAACAACUACAUUUGGGUUUCAGAUUUGUGGAGGAGUAAGUUGUGCAAAAAUUGGUGGUUUAAAUUGAAAGAUAUCUGCAGGAAUAUAGCUCUGGUUUCACAAGGAAGUAAGCAAAAGGAGGUUGCGGUAGAGUUUCAGUUAUUGCAUAACACACACCCUGCAGUUUCUCAUAUUUGCAGAAGUCACAAAGACAGCAUGGUCUUUCCUUUUGGGGCUUUACGGUCUAAUUGUGAUAAUGAUGUUUUGUUGGCUCAAGGAGUGGGAUUGUUUCAAGCUGUAAAUGAUAAAGGAGUGGCUGCGGUUAUAGUACAGUCUCUUUCAAGACUUACUAAGUUGCAAAAUGCUGUUAGAGAGUAUCAGUUUCCUUAUUUCAAGCUUGAGGGCAAGCUAGAUCUCAGUGGGGGAAGUAAUGGGGAGGCUGCCACAGGUUUGGAGAAUGAGAUGUUGUUGUUUCAUUAUAGUUUUCCAGUGUGUUUUUGGACAAGACGGAGACUCGACUAUUGUGCAGGACAAGCAAUAGAUGUUAUGGUGUCUAACUUCCAAGUAAAGCAUAGGUGGAGAAAUAAGGAACUGCAGCUACUGAUUUUACUGUUUAAGGUUCAACAUGGUUUGUUGAUUCAACAACAUUCUGAUCCUUCAUCUCUUUUAUUCCAUGAAUGGAAUCCUGGUCCCAUUGAGGAGCUGUUAAAGAGCUUUUUGAUAGAUAUGAGACUAGAUAUUCACAAUUCUGCAGCUAGCUUAACUCUGAAUGUUAUAUUGGAUAGUCUUUUGAGAGGACGAAACGAAUUUCAGAUUCAUCACAAGCUGGGAAUUGGAAACACGGUUGUUCUUGGGAUGGAUAUGAGGCAGAAAGUACAAGUAUGGGCUCAUCUAUAGCUGGAAGGCCAGAACGUUCAUUGAUUCAUCUCCAAGGUACCCUAUUACACGUUUUAGUACAACAACAACAGAAAAGGAGAAAGUUACUAAAAACUUGGAUGUUCAAGUAUAAACAAGAAGCUUGAGUUCAAGCUUGUUUUCAAAGGGGGAAGUAUUAUACGAUUCAUCAUCGUACUACUUAAAGAAGAAGAAACAAGCUGAUGACGUGGAACAGAGCAAAGAGUGAAGGAAAGACUUAGAAAGAAAGAGAGGUUUUGCCGUUGCAGAAUGAGUUUAAAAGAGCCUUGGAAGCUCAUCUUCUGGAAUAUGCUGAAUAUUGUGAAUGAUCAGGCGAUGAGCUUGUAACCAAGCGAUGUGCUUGUAGAGAGAUCAAUGUUGAUCUCUGUAAUCGUUGCUUAGGUCUAUGUUGAUCUGAGUCUAUCAGUUCUUACCUUCUCUUCAAUAAGGUCUUUGUCAGGCUACGGCAAACGCCAGUUGUGUUCCACAAUUGGGACAACCUCUUAUCUUGGAUUAGGGGGUCCUCUCGUACUGCGCCAUCUACUCUACAGAAACUUGUGUCGACAGGAAGGCAUUUACCAAACUUGGAAGCAAAGGAAUAAAUGUGUUUCACAACUCUCAGCUGACUCCUCCGGAAACUAUAUUCAAGAUCAUCGAUCGCCAGAUCCUUAACUCAAUUCACGCAAGAAGGCAUCGAAGAAAAUUUAAGGACCUUAUGAUCCUUUGGAUGCGUUGAAGGUAUCUAUUUAAAAAUUAUUCUUUUCACUUGAAAUUUAAUUAAUCAAAAUUCUUUUAUUUUGGAAU